This is a messenger RNA of Petromyzon marinus (sea lamprey), 2681 nucleotides long. RefSeq lists its product as uncharacterized. Lineage: Eukaryota; Metazoa; Chordata; Hyperoartia; Petromyzontiformes; Petromyzontidae. Gene Ontology annotation, biological process: heterochromatin formation; negative regulation of DNA-templated transcription. Gene Ontology annotation, cellular component: chromatin silencing complex. The record is from RefSeq and is a predicted model, not a curated record. Gene Ontology annotation, molecular function: transcription cis-regulatory region binding; chromatin binding.
ACCGUUGCCGCCACCGCCACGGCCACCGCGGCGAGCGGGCGCGGCGCGCGGAACGCGUCCUGGCGCCCUGGGAAAACGACGGCCAUGGCCGUCGCGUCCACUGGUGCAGGAGGGCCUCCGAGCGAGGCGGCCCCAGAGGGCGCGGCAGUGGAACCGGGUGGCGGACGAUCGGCAGGCGGCGCCGGCGAUGGCGGCACCGGCGGCGCCGACGGCGCCGAGGGCGACGUCCUCGUUCUCAAGCCGAGCCCCUGGAACCUCUUUCCGUGUCACUUCUACUUCGAGCCGCGCAAGCGCCGUCUGGCGAGUCUUAACGCCGAGGCGCUCGUCAGCGCCCUCCUGGAGCGCGACCUGCCGAACCUGGCGGCGGCGUCAUCGUCGUCGGCGAAACCGCCGGCCAAGCGCAGCCGCCGUCAGUGCAGCCUGGACAGCGCUGGCGCGACGGGGGGCUGCGGCCGCGGAGGCCGCGGGGGGAUGGCGCCAAAGCGGCGUGGCGCCGGGGGCGGCGGCGGCGGUAAUGACGCCCGUGGCAACAGAACAGCUAAGAACGCCGGCGCCGCGAGUCAGCGCAAGCGCCCACGCCGUGCCAGCGGCGUGAGUGGCCGCGAGCUCGUGCGCUCCCGCUCCGAUCCAGGCCCCUUGGUCGUUGCCCCGGCGAAGCCGUGCAGGCCGGCCGGGCGGGGCGGGCGGGCGACGCGCGCCAACCCGGGUUCGGCCGGCGCCGGCAGGGCGGGCGCCAGCCACGCCGGAGAGCGGCAGUCGCCGGUGCGGUUUCCACGUCUGUCGGCGAGCGCCGCUCCGUCGUACGCGCCGUGCGAGCCCUGCUGCGAGUGGGGGUGCGGGUGCGGGUGCCGCGUCGGGGAGGAGGCCGGCGCCGGCGCGGGGCCGGUGGGGAAGGCGGCGGUUGGCAGUGCCGUGGACCCGCGGGCGGCGCGCGUCUGCCUGGUGAAGCUGCCGCACGCAGAGUCCAUCAUUUACGGCACGCGCGCCAACGGCAGCUCCGACGGCAGGCGGACGAACCACCAGCACCACCACCGCCAUCGUCGGCACCAGCAGCACCACCGGCACCACCACCACCAGCAUCACCACCACCAACACAAACAUCAGCACUCGCACCUCGAGGACACCGAGGACAAUGAGGAGGAGCACAGCGGCUACGGCUGCCGUGCGGCGCAGGCGCGGCACCCCAGUGCCCGCCCGGCGUCGGGUUUGCCGCGGCCGUUGGCCCUGUACCCGGCACGGUCGAUCCCUGCCAGCCCCUACCCAGAGCUGCCGUCACCGGGCUGCCGGAACCACCCGGGCACCGGGCUGUUGUUCGUACCGGCCGGCGGCGGUAGUAGGGCGGGCGCCGGCCGGGGUGCGGACAAGCGGGGCUCGCAAGGUGCGAUGCGGGGAGCGAGGGGCGCUGCGGCAGCGGCAGCGUCGGCGGCAUCUCUGGUGUGCGAGGUGGCGCUGAGCUACACGGCACGGAGGCAGACCAACGGCUGGGUGCCAGUCGGGGAGGCCUACGAGAAGGCCGUCUAUGUGGCGGGCGAGCUGGAGCUGGUGCCGAGGCGCUGCUACGGCGCCGUCCGACGCGGCGGUGACAUCAUCGCGGUGCGCGACUGCGUGCUGCUGCGGUCGGGGCCUCGUCGCAAGUGCCUGCCGUACGUCGCCAAGAUCUCGGCGCUGUGGGACGACCCCAAAACAGGGGAGCUCACCAUGAGUCUGCUGUGGUACUACCGCCCCGAGCACACGCAGGGUGGCAGGGUUCCUGGCCAGCACUGUGAGAACGAGGUGUUUGCUUCGCGACACCAGGACGAGAACAGCGUGGCUUGCAUCGAGGACAAGUGCUAUGUGCUCACCUACCUCGAGUACUGCAGGUUCCAGGCCGAGGUUCGCCAGCGCGAGGAGUCUGGGCGGCGGGCAAGCCCGUUGGCGAGACCCUCGGCAGGCGUGGUGCCGGCGCUGCCGGCACGCGUAGCCCCCCCCCACCGCUGUUUGCCGGACCGCGCCAACCCCAGCCUCGUCUACCUGUGCCGCCGCGUCUACGACUUCCGUCUCGGACGCAUCCUCAAGAACCCCAUCUAGUGCCCCCCCCAUCCCCCGCCAGCUGCCUCUGUUCGACCCCGGCCCUCGCUGCCGGGCUUUACGCCGUACUGCCGGGCUAUAUGCCAGGCUAUACACUGUACUGCCGAGCUGUAGGCCGUACUGCCGGGGCUGUGCACCAUACUUAGCGGGGAGGGGGGGGUGGGGGUGGGGGUGGGGGUGCGGCACAGCCGUGCACCAACACUAGACCGAGAGCCACCGCCGGCAACGCGCCCGCGGUCGAGUGAACCUGGGGACGCUGCGCCCUGGAAGCGGCCAGAGCCGUUCCACUGAUUGAGCAGAAAGCCCCGCAAGAUGUAUUUCGAUUGCCGUCGCUCUCGCGUAUUUUGUAUUUUUCGAUUGAACCUAUUCGGUUUUGUGUUUAUUAUACAUAGCUGUUAUAUAUAUAUUUUUGCGGAACUCCUUUUAGAGUCGAUUGGGGGCGGCGGGUGGGGGGGGGGUAUGCGCAGUCUGGAAUGUGUUGGGUGGGGGGGCGCCUAUUAGAGCUGCGGUGACGGAUAGCUACGGUCCCUCGCAACCCACCCCCCACCCCCAACUCGCCAACCUUUAGUCCCUGCCAUGGUGAAGAGAAAUCAAAAUUGGUAUAUUCACCAAAA